GGAGUGCAGAUAAAACAUGAGUCCCAGAGGGCCCUAGCCAGAUGCAUCCUGGGCAAUCAGGAGCCUGGGAUUGGAGACCCCACCCCUGCCAUGACAUCACAGGGGAGUGGGGUGGAGACGAACAAAAAGGGGGUCCCCCACCCUGGCCCUGGACUCUUGGCAGCCCAGAGUGUCAAGAGCAGAGGAAGUCUGAGCCCUGGGCUAGGGUUGCCCGACUUAAAGGAACAGGCUCCCCAUUCCUCAAGACCCUCUAAGCUGCCCCUCCAGGCCUCCAUCUCGUCUCCCCAUCCCUGUGACCUCUCCUCCUUGAGGCCACCAUCGGGUCUCUUCUGAGGGGUCACUGUCUCAGCAUGAAUUGCAUCUCAGAUUUCUUCACCUACGAGACCACCAAGUCGGUGGUUGUGAAGAGCUGGACCAUCGGGAUCAUCAACCGAGCCGUUCAGCUGCUGAUCAUCUCCUACUUCGUGGGGUGGGUUUUCUUGCACGAGAAGGCGUACCAGGUGCGGGACACAGCCAUUGAGUCCUCGGUGGUGACCAAGGUGAAGGGCUUUGGACACUAUGCCAACCGAGUCAUGGACGUGUCUGAUUAUGUGACCCCACCCCAGGGCACCUCCGUGUUUGUCAUAAUCACAAAGAUGAUUGUAACCGAAAACCAGAUGCAAGGAUUCUGCCCAGAGAGCGAGGAGAAGUUCCGCUGUGUGUCAGACAGCCAGUGCCAGCCCGAACGCUUCCCAGGGGUGGGGAUCCUCACGGGCCGCUGCGUGAACUACAGCUCUGAGCUCCGGACCUGUGAGAUCCAGGGCUGGUGCCCCGCCGAGGUGGACACGGUGGAGAUGCCUGUCAUGAUGGAAGCUGAGAACUUCACUAUUUUCAUCAAGAACAGCAUCCGCUUCCCCCUCUUCAACUUUGAGAAGGGAAACCUCCUUCCCAGCCUGACUGCCACCGACCUGAAGACAUGCCGCUUCCACCCCGACAAGGCCCCCUUCUGCCCCAUCUUGCGGGUGGGAGAUGUGGUCAAGUUCGCGGGGCAGAAUUUUGCCAAAUUGGCCAGCACGGGGGGAGUUCUGGGCAUUAAGAUCGGCUGGGUGUGCGACCUGGACAAGGCUUGGGACCAGUGCAUCCCCAAAUAUUCCUUCACCCGGCUCGACAGCGUUUCUGAGAAGAGCAGCGUCUCCCCAGGCUACAACUUCAGGUUUGCCAAGUACUACAAGACAGAGAACGGCAGUGAGUACCGCACGCUUCUGAAGGCUUUCGGCAUCCGCUUCGACGUGCUGGUGUAUGGAAAUGCUGGCAGGUUUGACAUCAUUCCCACAAUCAUCAGCUCCGUGGCAGCCUUCACCUCUGUGGGAGUGGGGACUGUCCUCUGCGACAUCAUCCUGCUAAACUUCCUCAAGGGGGCCGACCAGUACAAAGCCAAGAAGUUUGAGGAGGUGAAUGAGACCACGCUGAAGGUCAUGGCCUCGGCCAACCCUGUGUACCCCAGCGACCAGACCACAGAGGAGAAGCAGUCCACGGACUCAGGCGCCUACUCCAUUGGCCACUAAGGCCUCUUCUGUGGGCCCCACUCUCCCCCUUGGGCUCCAGGCCUCCCAACAGAGGGUCCCACCUGGGCAACGGGGAUGGGAGAGGGGAGAGGCUCUCAUUUUUGCUGCUCACUCCUUGAGGCCACAGCCGGGACCAGGUGUCUGGCCCUCCCACUGCUCUAGACACGUCCUGUUCCCACUAAGACCUCAGUCUCACCUUCACCCCUCGCCUCACCCCUCUGUGCUUCCCAGAACCCCCAGGGCAGUGGUAUGAGUCAUCCCCUUCUGAAGAGUAGAGCUAAUAAUAGGAAUAACUAGUGGCCACAAGGGCCUCCCAAAUGCCAGACACUUUCACACACAUUAUCUCAUUUAAUCCUUAGAAUAAUCCUACGAGGUAGAUAUUAGCUUCCCUAUUUUGAAGACACACUGAGGCUCAGAGAGACUGAGUCGUUUGCCCCAGGCCACCCAGCCAGGAAGCGAGAGAGCUGGGAUUUGGACCCACGUCUGCCUAACUCCACCGCCCACACCCCACAAGAGAAGAAUGAAGCCCCGGGGAGCGUCUGCCCUGCUGCUUCACCCUCCUCCACCUUGACCGUGAUUAGUUUCAGCUUAGUCAAGAGUAAGCCCCAUGCUGUCCCCAGGAACGCAGGCAGGCCCCGUUUUAGGGGAGACCAGUAGGACUGGGGUGCGGGGUCUCUCUCUGACUUGGGUGGGUCCCAAAUUCAGAAGGGAAUAGGAGGCGUAACGGUCAGUGAAUUCUUCCUUCCCUCUCCCCAGGCGAGAGAAGAGGCCUUUCUCAUUUUCUCUGGGACCCCCACGUGCUCAUACAUAUGCCAGGCCCCUCACUCCGGGAGCCCCAUUAGGCUCCCCCGGGGCGGGACGGGAUUCCCCAACCUGGUGCCCUGUUCCAGGAGAUCAGCAAGUCUCUUCCAACACGUUGACGGAAAGGUCCGGUGAGACCCAACGCCCGGCGAGCAGCCGGUCAGCAGGCCAGUCCCCGCGGGGCCCUAAUGAGGUGGUCGGUCCUCUAAUGGCAGAAACUAAAGGGGCUUUCGGAGCCGUCUUGUCUGAUUCUCUUGUUUACAGAUGAGCAAACUGAGGCCAGAGAGGGAAAAUGACUCGUCCAGUGUCACACAGUUAGUGGCCCAAAGAGAACCAGGUGUCCCGCCACUCAGGGAAGGAGGAAGGAACAGGCAGCUGGGAAGGCUGCUGAGAGCACGCCAAGCCCACCCCGUCUUCCUUUGCCCCGACGCCCCCUCCCCUUCUGGGCUCUUCCACAGUGGAGGCCCAGAAAUCUCACCAGGGCAGAGAUCAGGAGCAGAUCCAGGUUUUAUGAAGCCUGAAGCAUAUGCAACGUGGGUCAUCUUUUAGGAUUAGAAGAGGCUCAGGCAGGUGAGUGGCCCUGGAGUGUAAGUUUCACUAGCUUCAUGGUAAAUGCCUUGGAAAGGUUGGCUCGCAGGCCUUAGCAGAGACGAGCUUAACUGUACGUGGAGGGCUGGCCCCUCUACAGAAGGCGCGGGGCAGCUUGGGGGGUAGUUCAGGAAGGCCCAACCCCUCUGAUCCCCCACCCCAGGGAGAGAAGCGGUGAGAUGACGCCACAUGAGGCCCAUCACCCCUUUCUCCACUCUGCCUUCACCCCCAGCCCCAUCCUCAAGAGGAUGGGGUACCACCUCCCCAUGGGUGGCCUAGGGAAUCAGGCAGCAGCCAGAGAUCUGACCAGCAGAGACAUCAGUGAAGGCAGUGCUGAGCUCUCCCAUCAGGAGCCCCAGUGAAUCCAGCUCUCGGGAGGAUGGGCUGAGGCUGGGGUCACAGGGAUGCUCUCUGAGGAGGAGACAGAGGCAGCUCUGUCCUGCAGGGACCCUUCCUCCAGACUGGGGUGGUCCUCGUACGGGCGCAUCAGCCCGUCCUGAGACUGCCAGCCCAUCCCCAGCCUGAGCUCCUGGACGUGUGAGCCCGAUGUUGUCUUGCCCGCAGCUGAACUAGGUCAUGGCUCCCUGUGCAAGACUUAGGGCUGAUCUCAGUAGUAAUACCAGUAACUAACUCACCUCCGCUGCGUCACGUGUACUCAGCACAAUCACGUGACCCCUCACGCCAACCCCGGUAAGCUUGCCAUGGUUUGUCGUUAAUCCUAGAAAUAGAAGAAGAAAUUUGCAACGCGCAGACAUUUGACCUGAAACCCACGCUCAUUCCUAACAGC
Messenger RNA from Orcinus orca (killer whale), 3720 nucleotides. It is a transcript of the gene P2RX3, whose product is annotated as purinergic receptor P2X 3. Gene Ontology annotation, biological process: monoatomic cation transmembrane transport; response to ATP. The record is from RefSeq and is a predicted model, not a curated record. Lineage: Eukaryota; Metazoa; Chordata; Mammalia; Artiodactyla; Delphinidae. Gene Ontology annotation, cellular component: nuclear inner membrane; plasma membrane. Bases 351 to 1544 code for a protein of 397 amino acids. The transcript is spliced from 12 exons. Gene Ontology annotation, molecular function: purinergic nucleotide receptor activity; ATP binding; extracellularly ATP-gated monoatomic cation channel activity.